CUGGUUUGGCUCUAGGCAGCUGCGCCUUGGCCCGUGGAGGUGCUGGAAGUCGAGACUCGGCAGCUCUUGCUUUCGGCACUUGGGAAUGGCGUUUUGGUUGUGCUCGAGUCGUCGCGAGGACUUCUCCGCUUCUGGGGGAAGGAGCGAAGGAAAACCGUCGCCCCGCCGAAAGUCGGCGCCACUUUUAGUGUCCGCGUGCCGAAUGCUAGCGUCAGCCACAGCACGUGGCUGAAAGCUUCGUCCUGAUGGCACUAUGUCUUUACCGUGUGUGACAUGAGCGGAGGAGCAGUAUUGGGCAAUGUGCCUGGACUGUCCGUGUGGUCAUCUGCAUUGUGUGCCGACAGGAAACAAGGCGGGAUGGGACUGACACGAGGCUACGAUCAUCAUGGAUUACGACUCUGACGACUCCGAUGCGCAAUCCGCCUCUCCUCCUGCAUCUCCCAGCGCCAGUCUACACGCCCUUCCAUCCGUGGAACAGCUCGUUCACCACUUUGCCGCUGCCAAGCGCUCCCUCACUUCGACUCAGUACAUCUGGCGCGCGAACGAGCUCGUCACCAGCUCCCGGACGUUAUUGGAAGAGAUUGGAGUCCUCAAUGCUCGCAAUGCAUUCGUACGCCGGACGGUAGAUGGACAGCUCGACACGUUGGAGGCUGUCAAGAACAGCAUUUCUGCGGUUGGCGAGGAGAUUGGCGAAGAGUUUCAACGGACUAUCGAGAGACUUGAUGUGGCCAACGAUCGGCUGGAGAGGACGGUGAAUGAGCUUCGAAAGACGGUGGUGGAUAACUCGCUGCGAAACACAUCUGAAGGACAGGGUGACGACGAUGAAAGGACGCUCUUCGACUUCAUCGACGAUACCAAUCACACCGAUCUCCAAACCUCUCUGCGUGCGUUGAUUGACUCCUUUUACGAUUCACGCUCUGAGCUGGACGAAAGCGUGGAGAAGCUCAAUGGAUCUCUGAGGACCAUCUCGAAUCUCAUAACCAACGAAAAUCAGUCGAAGCUGUCUCCUGAUAUCGGCACCAUCUACGACGAGCCACCUCUCAGCAUGUCUCAAAUUUUCCGCGGAAUCGAAGACCAUGCAGCGGAAAUGGCCACUCUGCUUGAGAGUCUUGUCAAGCACUACGACCUAUGUGUCACUGCCCUGAAGCAUACGGAAGGUGGGGGAGCAGCGGCCAAGAAAGCUGUGCUGCAGGCGGAUGAGACGGCGGUGGAGGAUGCCAAUGUCGUCGAGCAGAGCCUUUAUCUGAAGACAGCGCCAGAGCCCAUUUCCGAGCAGGAGCGGAGUGAUAUGCUUCGCGUGCUGGAGAAUGAUGCUCAGGAGGUAGACGACGUGGCUGGCGAGAUCAAGGAUCGAAAUUUGGAGCAAGAGGGCCUGUACGAGCAACUCACACGACACGUGAAGAGUGCGAGAGCAACGGACGGGAGAAUUCGACAAGUCCUCGUGAUGCUGCAUGAGAUGAAGGAAGUCAUCCUACCAUCACACGUUCAUGCCGUCGAUACUUUCAAAUCAUCGUGGCAACGUAUCCAGGCGACGAUCAACUCGCAAACGGCUGAGCUCUCUUCCCUUAGCGCUUUCUACGAUGGGUUUCUCACUGGGUACGCGAAGCUGUUGCGCGAGGUCGACCGACGGCGAGAAGCGGAGAGACAGACUUUGAAAGUCGUCGAGAAGGCCAAGAAGGACUUGAACAGGCUGUUCGACGCUGAUCGAGCUAUGAGAGAGGAGUUUAUGGAGGAGACGGGCAACUUCCUCCCGCAAGGCAUCUGGGAUGGAUUGACGGAAGAGGGGACAAAGUGGGAGAUACGAGAGGCGGACAGGGAAUAAUUCAGAAGACACCCAAACGCUAGCUCAUGCCGCCCAACUCCAUCGCUAAAUUUGAUGUCCCAUCACGAG
Neohortaea acidophila is the source of this 1891-nucleotide messenger RNA. RefSeq names its product autophagy-related protein 17. Gene Ontology annotation, cellular component: phagophore assembly site; Atg1/ULK1 kinase complex. The transcript has a single exon. Lineage: Eukaryota; Fungi; Ascomycota; Dothideomycetes; Mycosphaerellales; Teratosphaeriaceae. Gene Ontology annotation, biological process: autophagy of mitochondrion; activation of protein kinase activity; autophagosome assembly. The record is from RefSeq and is a predicted model, not a curated record. Gene Ontology annotation, molecular function: protein kinase activator activity; molecular adaptor activity. The coding region runs from base 386 to 1822 and encodes 478 amino acids.